AUGAAUGCAUAUCACCUUAUCUUAGAAGCUUCAGCUUUCGAAAAGGGAUUAGGAAAUAUUAAGAAAUGGUGUGCUAAUACUUCCAAUGAAGUUAAAUUGAGUCUAUAUAUCCCAACUUUCACCUUGAAAGAGUUAGAUUUCCAACGUUAUAAAAACAAAAGUUUUAUAGCUCGUGAGUCACUUAAAUUUAUUGAACAAGUUGAAGAAAGAAAUGAAAGGAUCAAGAAGAACCAGAAGAGCAAUCUAGAUAUUAUUAUUGAAUUCCCCGAUAUGUUGGAUUUAGUAUUGUGGUCAGAAGUGUUAGAACUUGCAGGUUCAAAGCAUGAGGAUGCUUUUAACAAAUUGCCUAAGAGAUUGAAGAAUUUAUUAAAGAGUUGCAUAUAUUUAUGUCAUCUCAGUAGUGAAUUUGAUGACGAUCGUAAGUGGUUGUUAGUAUCAGAGAAUCAUGAAAUUCAAGAAUUAGCGUGUAUAUGUAAAAUUCCUGUUAUUUCGGUUAUUGAUGCUGAUGCUGAAUUAUCAAAAAAUAUGAAUAGAAGAGAAUUUCAAUUAACUCAAAAUUUUAAUAAGAAGAUUACUGAAUCUGGAAGAACAGAAAAGAAUAAUGAAGGUCAGAAUGUGGUGAAGACUAAAUUUGAUAAAACAGUUUAUGCAUCUAGAGGUUCUGGUAUUUUAUGGGCUCCUUAA
Molecule: messenger RNA, 684 nt
Organism: Tetrapisispora phaffii CBS 4417
Lineage: Eukaryota; Fungi; Ascomycota; Saccharomycetes; Saccharomycetales; Saccharomycetaceae
Gene: NMD4
Product: Nmd4p
Exons: 1
Coding region: 1-684 (227 amino acids)
Source: RefSeq, a predicted model, not a curated record